Molecule: messenger RNA, 1760 nt
Organism: Xylona heveae TC161
Lineage: Eukaryota; Fungi; Ascomycota; Xylonomycetes; Xylonales; Xylonaceae
Product: lytic polysaccharide monooxygenase
Exons: 2
Coding region: 156-1325 (389 amino acids)
Source: RefSeq, a predicted model, not a curated record
GCACGGUCCUCCAAUCUCUUUCACAAGCCUCUCCUUAUACCAGCUUCCUCUGGACAGCUACACUCCCUUGCACACGUGCACACGUCGUCUGGAACGACGUCCUUUGAAUUCAAUAGAAUUACAACGCUUCGACUAGCGAUCUUCACUUCAUCAUCAUGCAUUUCUCUGCUGCUACCGUUGCGGCCGCCGUUUUCGGCUUCUCCGCCUAUGCCAACGCGCACAUCAUCAUGACUAGCCCUGUACCGUACGGCAAGUCCACUCUCAACAACAGCCCUCUGUCGCCCGACGGCAGUGACUUCCCUUGCAAGCUCAGACAGGGUGCCUUUGACACCGAGGGCGCCGACAACGAGAUGCGCCUCGGUGAUCCUCAGAAGCUUGAAUUUGAGGGUAUGGCUGUCCAUGGCGGUGGCUCCUGCCAGGUCUCCAUCGCCUACACCCGUAAUCCUGACAAGGACACUAAGUUCAAGGUCAUCAAGUCCUUUGAAGGUGGCUGCCCCGCCCGCAACGUCGACGGAAACAUCCAGGGCAACACCCCCACUACUCCUCUUCCCGACAAGUACAACUUCACCAUCCCCGCCGACCUCCAGACCGGUGAGGCUACCAUCGCCUGGACCUGGUUCAACAAGGUCGGUAACCGGGAGAUGUACAUGAACUGCGCUCCUGUCACCCUGACUGGUGGCAACAGCAAGCGCGACGAACCCGUCAAGCGUGAUGCCUUGGACUCUCUGCCCGAUCUGUUCGUUGCCAACGUUGGCAAUGGCUGCAACACUGCCGAUUCCACCGACCUCGUGUUCCCCAACCCAGGAAAUGAUGUCGAGAAGAAGCCCAAUGACCAGAGCUUUGCGCCUCCGCAGGGUAACUGCCAGAGCGGCUCCGGCUCCUCCGGCAACUCCUCCUCCUCCAGCAGCGAGUCUUCUUCCACCAGCGCCGCUCAGAGCUCUAGCGCAUCCGGUGGUGUCUUCGUCACCGCGGCUGCUCCUUCCUCCUCGGCUGCCAGCGUGACCGUCAACCCCGUCAACCCCGUCACUUUCUCAACCGCCACCCGUGCUGCCGCUACCGCUGGUACUGGCGUCCCCACUGUCACCGGUUCGAGCGGUAACGGUAACGGCACCUCUACUGGCAGCUGCUCCAAGGAUCAGGCCGGUCAAACCGUCUGUUCUGCUGACGGCAAGCAGAUUGGAACCUGCAACGUUGACGGUUCCGUCGUCUUCGGCGACGUUGCUGACGGUACCGUCUGCGAGAAGGGCUACCAGGUCGCCGCGCGCAGCGUCCGCGCCCCUCGUGCCCACGUCCACCGCCGCCACGGCCACAGCCACAACUUCUAAAUGGAGAAAAAAGUUGAAUCUCUUUUUUUUUCCUUGGAUGGGCUAAGCCGUCAAAGGCAAAGUAGAUAAGAUGCGCUCGUUCGCUGGCUCGAACCUGCUCGGAUUCAUCAAAUCACGGACAUACAAAAAAAUAAAAUGGUUGCUUAUGAUUUGCUUGUCUUCCCCUGGCUCGUUUUGUGAAUAUGCAGAGCCAGGUGGGCUGGCGUUGGUGUUUGGUGUCUGGAUCUAGCAGAUAUAACCUUGGACAAUUUUCAGCUAGCGAAUUUUAGAACUCAUUCGUUCAGUCAUCAUUCUUUGAAUCUUCAUGCUACCGUGAUAGGUUGAUGCUGUGAGUCGCCGUAGAGGAGCAGUUAAGAAGACGGAUCCUUUGUCAAUCCUUGACAAGGUAGACGUCACGGUCAGCCUGGUCUGUUUGUUUUCUGAAAUGAAGCAACC